Orbilia oligospora ATCC 24927 is the source of this 1482-nucleotide messenger RNA. RefSeq lists its product as uncharacterized. The record is from RefSeq and is a predicted model, not a curated record. NCBI's taxonomy places the organism in Eukaryota, Fungi, Ascomycota, Orbiliomycetes, Orbiliales, Orbiliaceae. The coding region runs from base 1 to 1482 and encodes 493 amino acids. The transcript has 2 exons.
AUGCUCGCUGCUGCUUGUACUGGCGGCAGUCUCCCGAUGGAGCCUGCAGCUACCCUUAGCAAACGAGUCAGUAUCAAACCAUGGGGUCACGAUUGCAGGGAGCACCGAUCUUGGAGAUGUGUCUGGUGCGAAUCGCUGUUCUGUUUCGAAUGCGACACUGGCACCACAGCCUUCAUCGACCAGUUCCCUUAUCAUCGGCUCUGCGAGAAUCACCUCUCUGAGCUUCCUGGGUCCUAUGCUUCCGUUAUUGAACCCGACACCAGUCCUUCAGCUCCAUCCACAGUUGGCUUUGUCUACCUUUCCAACAACCAACUUAGUGUCACGAAUCUCAGCGGUGAUACUAAGUGCCCGGACAAGGACUUCUGCCACUGUCUUAUCUCUAAGACUAUGCUUUGCAGUGACUGUGCUAGCGAUGCUAAGAUCUGGCAGGAGGAACAAGCAAAGAUGUUCGAGCGUUCUGGAGUUGUUGAGUGUGCCUAUGGUCGGUUCCCCGGAGGGUGCAAAGCUGAUAUUAACACAAAAUGCGGCUGCGGUGGGCGUGGAAUCGACUGCAAUUUCUUCUCUGAUAAGGACUGGGAAAAAUUUGAGGCUACUGACUUUUACUGGAUCGGACGAACGGGUCUUGCUGACGAUCAGUUCGAGAAGAAGGAGAAAAAGGACCUUCGCCAUGUUUUUGGCGACAACUUCCCAGUUCGUGCUGCCGACUCUUUUGAUGGGACCGAGCGGCCGUUCAACCCUCUUGCUCCCAUCACUACUACCACUCCUCCACCGACUUCCAAGAAGUUGAGUUGGGUUUCCGGACUCGGGGGCCUCCGUCGCACUAAAUCUAUCACUCUACUUGGCCGACCCAAGAAGCCUAUGCCAGGGAUGUGUGAUACUGCCUGCAAUGGAAGCUCCAGCUCUACUGAUCAGCAUCCAAAGCCUAUCACCGCGGAUAUCAUCACCAAAACCUUCCUGAAAAAUCCUCAAAUGCGCAAGCCUUACAGCAAUUUCCGCGUCAAUCCAGACCAAAUGAAGCCGCCGACUCCAAUGCGAGGCGCUGAGGGGUCCUACCUUGAUUCCGAGACUGAAGAUGAAGACGAAAUUAUCGUCCACGAACUCGACGAGGGCGAAGAUUUCGAGAGCGAUUAUGCCUCCAUUGCUGACUCGAUUAGCACUCUUGGCAGUGAAUAUGACCUUGAGGAUGCCCUUGAAGCUAAGAGCGAAACCCAGAAGGGCCUUCAUCCUACUCCACCAACUAUUAUCCACAUCGGAACAGCUUCGUUGGCUACUCGUCAUCUCUCUCCUCGUCUUAUCCAGAUGCGUUCUAGCCCUAACCUAAAGGCUGAUCUUACGGAUGCGGCUGCCAUCAAGAAGGUCAAAGAUAAGAAAAAAUGGGGAUGUCGCAACGAGAUUAAUUGCUCGAAAGUUGACCUCAAGAGUAUCCAUUCCCAUGGCUUCUGGAGGUGCUCUUUCUGCAGCGGCAGAAUCCGCGGGAUUUAG